Messenger RNA from Temnothorax curvispinosus, 1821 nucleotides. It is a transcript of the gene O-fut2, whose product is annotated as GDP-fucose protein O-fucosyltransferase 2. Gene Ontology annotation, molecular function: peptide-O-fucosyltransferase activity. The record is from RefSeq and is a predicted model, not a curated record. NCBI's taxonomy places the organism in Eukaryota, Metazoa, Arthropoda, Insecta, Hymenoptera, Formicidae. The coding region runs from base 210 to 1535 and encodes 441 amino acids. Gene Ontology annotation, biological process: protein O-linked glycosylation via fucose. The transcript is spliced from 8 exons.
UAUCGAUAUUUCGAUAUUAUUCGAGAGCUAUUCUUUAUAACUGCACUGUACGAAUUGUACUUUAUAUGCACUGUACGAAUACGAAUUGUACUUUCUACACUUGAACAAACAUUGGAGAGAAAGAGGAAAGAUAAAUAGUACGUCAAGAGAAGGUGUAUAUACGCUAAUUCAACUAUUAAAAAAACAGAUCUGAGAUUUGCGAGUGAAAAAUGUCCGUCUUGAAAAUUUUGUGUAUUGUUAUUUCGAUUGCGUACGUCGCGAGUGGCAGCGAGUCCGGAUUUUGCGAGACGCCCGACGAAUGCACCGAGAAUUCGAGAGGAUGUCCCGGUCAGAGCCACUUCACAGGAAAACGUUACAUCCUUUACAAUGUGAAUCCUGCGGAAGGCUUCAAUCUGAGGAGAGAUGUGUAUAUCCGUGUCGCCGUUUUUCUAAGAAGGCUAAUCGAGAGGGAUAAGGAAUACCAGUGGCAAUUGGUUCUGCCACCAUGGGGUAAUCUGUACCAUUGGCAAAGCAGAAAUAUAGGAUCCCAGGAACGUCUGUCCUGGGGUACCUUCUUUGACAUUGCUAGUCUGCAACGAUACGUACCAGUCAUGGAGAUGUACACAUUUAUGGAAGAGUACUCAUGCGGGAACAGAGAGGUGCAACUCGAUCGUCUGUACAUUCUGCAAAAUGACGAAGAAAUGUUCAAGACAGGUAAAUUCGAGGAUAAGAACGAACUGGUAGACUGCGAUCGUGGCUCUUUGCGAUAUCAUGAAUUGGAGCAACAUCUGUACAUCGGUCCAUUCUGGGGCUAUCAUAAUGUCACGGUUCGGGAUGUGAAAUGUCUUAAGUUUCAUGGCAUGGCACAUGACCUCUCUCAGAAUCUCAUGCCAAUGCAAUACAGGUCCAUAAUGUUUGAUCGCAUGGAGAUUGCUUUACACGACGAAUACGGAUCUAAAGAAUACUGGAGGGCUAGACGCAGCAUGCGUUAUAAUUCCGAGUUGUACGAUAUCGCGGAAAAAUAUAGGAAAAUUUUUCUAAAUUCCACGAAUGUGAACGAUAAUACGGAACGACCAGCGGAUUGGACCAAAGAGAAGAAUCGGCGAAAUGCAAGAGGCGGGCCUUAUUUGGCGGUUCAUCUUAGGAGACGCGACUUUAUUAGGGCUCACAAGGAAUCAGUGCCGACAAUAAUGGAUACUGCCCUACAAUUACAAAAAAGAAUGGAUAGGCUUGGGCUAACCUUAUUAUUUGUUGCGACAGAUGCAGAGCAAUACGAGUUCGAAGAACUUAAGUCGUAUUUACCUCAGUACAAAGUCAUGAAGUAUGUGCCAUCUGAUUAUGUAAUAAAUAAAUUUAAAGAUGGUGGGGUCGCCAUUAUUGAUCAAAUAAUCUGUUCGUAUGCCAGAUAUUUCAUAGGAACUCAUGAAUCGACAUUUACGUUUAGAAUACAAGAAGACCGGGAAAUUAUCGGUUUUCCAUUAAAAACCACAUUCAAUAAAUUAUGUAAGACUGAUGAGGAUUGUACAAUAGAUGGAUUUUGGUCGAUCGUUUGGUAACGGUCUGCCUUAAUAAAUCAAAAUCUUUAAUUUGUAAAUUUUCUCUUAAUUACUACUCAUACCUUUGCUUGUGUCAAUUCUAAUUUUAUUUGACAAAUUGUAACAGCAAAUUACAAUAUGUUUCUUUCUACAAAUAUUUUUUUAUCCUAAGGAAGGGAAUCGAAAUAUAAAUUUUAUUCCAUAUUAUAUUUAAAUCUACAUUAGAAAACCUUUUGCACGCGCGUUUAUGCGUGUAUGCAUAUAUUGCAAUAUUUUAUUUUGUUUCGUAAUAUUGUUUUCAACCUCG